AUGGCAACCGCUAGUACAGAGGAUCAGCGUGAUAUAAUGUACCUCUUCGAGCGGCCUUCUGAUCCCCUGUAUAUGCCGCGCGCCGGCAACACUAUCGUCUUCAACACUCCCGACAUGCCGGACAACUUCGCGCCCCGCUUCGGAGGCACGGCGGAGGGGACGAUCACCGUGACGACGGACGCAUCGCUGGCGGCGUCGCUGCCGCCCCUCGUCACCAGCAUUCCGCGCGGCCAUCCAUAUUCCCUCAACAUACGGGAACAUCGGCUGGCCGCCAAGGACGUUAUCGAGCUCCUCCAACAAGCCCAGACGGUGGCGCAGCUUCGCGACAUGGCAGCUUCCAUCAGGGAAGACAUCAACGAGACGCUCUUCGUCUACAGCAUGUUCUUCGUCCUAGCCAGGAACAAGCGGUUUCGCGGCCUGCGCGUGCCGACCAUAUUGGAGGUUUUCCCCGACCGGUUCAUUCCCAGCAACGUCCUGGACUCUGCGCGCGCCGCAGUCAACUGCAACAACAACAACCGAAAUAUCAACCAGGAGACGCCGGUGGUGAUACAGUACAACCAGGACUUCUCUGGCCUGCACUCUCGCCUGGAGAACAGACUUGCCUACUGGCGCGAAGACUACGGCGUCAACGCCCAUCACUGGCACUGGCACCUCGUGUACCCCAACGACCUACUCGUGGGCAAGACCAUCCCUGACAGGAAGGGCGAGCUCUUCUACUACAUGCACCAGCAGAUCGUGGCCAGGUACGACAACGAACGCAUGAGCAUCGGGCUGCCGAGGGUCGUGAAGCUGGAUAACUUCCACGACCCCAUCCCUGACGGGUACUUCUCGAAGCUGCGGUUCGACAACGCGGACAGCAACACCAACAGGGUGCAGGUGCCUGGCCUCAACCCCAACGCCACCCACUGGGGCACCCGCCAGGACAACACGCGUCUAUCCAACUACACAAGACUGAAUACGUUCAUCCCGGUGGACAUCUCUGAGCUUGAGCUAUGGCGGGACCGGCUGCUCGACGGCAUCCAUCAGGGCUUCUUCAUCAACAAAGCGGGCAACCGCGUGCCACUGAGCGAUGAGGUUGACAUCACGGAUGGCACCAACAAGCGCGGCAUCGACAUCAUCGGGGACACCUUCGAGGCGGACAUGAACAUCAGCGCCAACUACGAUUUCUACGGCGACCUGCACAACUUCGGCCACGUGGUUAUUGCGUCGUCGCACGACCCCGACGGCACGCACGGGGAAAACUUGGGUGUGAUGUCUGAAAGCACAGUGGCCAUGAGGGACCCUGUUUUCUACCGCUGGCACAAGUACGUCGACUGGAUCUUCCAGCAGUACAAAGCCACACAACCCACUUACACCGUCCAGCAGGUUGCCUGCAGCAGGAUCAGCCUGCAGCAUCUCAACCACAAGCCCUUCGACUAUCACAUCCUCGUGAACAACACGACAGGCGGUUCGAAGCAGGUGUACGUGCGCAUCUUCUUGGCUCCCAAGUUCAGCCAGAGCGGCACCGACGCGCCCAUGCGUCUCAGCGAGCAGCGUCUCCUUUGGAUAGAGAUGGACAAGUUCGUCUUUCUCUUGAAGGUUGGGCAGAACCACAUUAAACGGCCGUCCUCACAGUCCUCCGUGACCAUCCCUGGCGAGAUCACCUUCAGGGACCUCGAGCAAAACAUCCGUGGAGGCCCUCAGCGUACGUCGGUUAUGUGGUCUUAUAACUUCUGCGGUUGUGGGUGGCCGCACCACCUGCUGGUGCCCAGAGGCCGCCCUGAGGGCAUGACGUUCCAGCUCUUCGUCAUGAUGACCGACUACGAGCAGGAUAGGAUGCCGCAGCGCGAAGGCUCGCGUCAGUGCGCAGGGGCGGCGUCAUACUGCGGGGUGCUGGACGAGCGCUACCCUGACCGCCGUCCCAUGGGCUUCCCCUUCGACCGCCUGCCCCCACGCGAGCUUCGUACCCCUCAGGAACAGGUGCUGACCAUCGAAGACCUCGCUCGUCUCGACAACAUGGCCGUGCACGACGUCGUGAUCCGCUUCCUGGGCGAAGAACUUCCAACUGCCGCUUAACCUUCCAGCAGAGUGUCUACCUUCGCAGCCAGUCUACGGCUACCGGCUGAUCCCGUUGUCUACCUUCGUAGCCAGUCUACGGUUAUCGGCUGAUCCCGUUGUCUACCUUCACAGCCAGUCUACGGCUGCCGACUGAUCCCGUUGUCUACA
This is a messenger RNA of Hyalella azteca, 2205 nucleotides long. Its product is annotated as phenoloxidase 2-like. The record is from RefSeq and is a predicted model, not a curated record. Gene Ontology annotation, molecular function: oxidoreductase activity. NCBI's taxonomy places the organism in Eukaryota, Metazoa, Arthropoda, Malacostraca, Amphipoda, Hyalellidae.